Molecule: messenger RNA, 1029 nt
Organism: Perkinsus marinus ATCC 50983
Lineage: Eukaryota; Perkinsozoa; Perkinsida; Perkinsidae
Exons: 5
Source: RefSeq, a predicted model, not a curated record
CGCCAUUUCACGUAAAACGGAUGAAACUCCACUAUUAUCACCUCCAACUUUACUGUGAAUCGAAUCGCUAUGCAAUUCGGAAAUUUUUUCAACGUGAGCGCGACUAUCGUUAUGAAAUGUUGCUUUCAAAUAGUUGUCAUCAUAUUUAUACUACUGGAAAUUAACAGGCUAAUUUUAAGACUGUUUUCAUCGCGCACAUAACCGUUUAUUUCGACAUCGCAACGGUAUAGUGCAGAAAUAACAACAACAUUUUUUUCACUCACAUUCGUUGUCACCACCGGGGGCGACGAUUCGGUAUGAGGCAGAGGGGCAAGCAAUAGCACAGGUGGAUGGACAACAGGGUGAUACGCUGUCACGGAGCUACUGCUGUAGUGGUAUAGAUAGUGCUUGGACUAUGUGUUGGUGACAAAGUGAAAAUUUCGAGGAGAUUUUUGAAAUUCUUUAUUGGUCUCUGUACACUUGUACUCGCAUUCGUGUAUAAGCUCUCAUAAUUUGCGAAGGAACUCCUGAGCUCAGCUGAGGAAAGCAUUUUCCGAAACUGCAUAGUAGCGUUCUUUAGAAUUCAGUCCUAUACUUGUGUUGGUCCUCUCUCUAUUUGUGGUAUUAAUUUCAAGUGCCUUGUGCGUAGUCGUAAACUGUGUUCGUGGUCUCAGUGAUCAUCAUGACCGCUCGAGCGCACGGGAAGUAGGCAAGCCGGGACAGUGGAGAGACGGGGAAGAAGACAAAGCUGGCGAUCGACAUCAUCAUCAUCAACGUGGAGCUGUUCGCAGAGAUGACGAUCGAGGGGGAAGAUACUCCAGUGGGUAUCUUACUGGCAAAGGCCGGAAGGGUGGGGUCGGAGGCCGGUGGCAAGGGUGGCCGCAAGCCGCUGCUCACGGUGGGCAGCGGCGGCGGUUUAGAUCAGUUCACUUUGGGUGAUAUUAGAAAGGCUGAGAAGACUCUCGAAGAGUCACAUAUGAGUCUUGGGCAGUACGCUCGGAAAGUGGCACAAGGAGAAAUCACAAAGACAACUGAUGAUGAGGAGAAAAA